This is a messenger RNA of Clonostachys byssicola, 3843 nucleotides long. The record is from the annotation of a GenBank genome assembly. Lineage: Eukaryota; Fungi; Ascomycota; Sordariomycetes; Hypocreales; Bionectriaceae.
AUGGCUGAUGAGAAGAGCCAACAGCCGGAGGCCGUCACUUCAACGGCGGACCAGAGCCCACCAACUGAAAAGGCUACUCAAGGGGCAGUUGUCACCAGUGUUCCAGAUGCUGAAGAGGACAAGGAGAAGCAUGCGCGGCCUGAACGGACAGCCACUUUCCAGGAUUAUAUGCGCAUCUUCCGAUAUGCAACGAAAUGGGACUUGGCGGCCUAUGCUGCCGGGCUCAUUGCUGCGAUUGGACUGACCAUGUUUGGUCUUUUCCUUGCCCGGUUUGGUCUUGGGAGCAUCAACAAGUUUGCAUUUCGAAUGAUAGGGAUUCGACUUUCUGCCGCAAUCCGAUUACACUAUCUGAAGUCAUUGUUUAACCAGACCGUCCACGUAACAGGAGAUAUCUUGCCCCCCGGGUAUGCUGUCGGAACCAUCACCUCAACAAGCAACAUUCUCCAACUUGGAAUCUCCGAAAAGCUGGGCGUUUUUGUCGAGUAUAACUCCUUGAUCAUCGCCUCCAUCAUUGUCUCCUUUACUUGGAGCUGGGAGCUCACCCUGGUCACGUUCUCCGGUGUCGUCUUCAUACUUCUUGCCGUUUCCAUCAUCCUACCACUUGUCCUCAAGGGUCACGCUCGGAUGGGCAAAGCCGAAGCCGGAUCAGCAGCCGUUGCCAGCGAGGCCCUUGCUAGUGUUAGGAUGAUCAUGGCCUGUGGCGCCGAGAAGCGAACCGUUGAACGAUACGCUGCUUUUGUCGAAGAAGCUAAGAAACAUGCUCAAUUCAUGUCGCCUCUGAUUUCACUUCAGUUUUCUCUCGUGUUUUUCGGCGCAUUUGCUUCUUUCGGCCUGGCCUUUUGGUAUGGAACAAGGGCUUUCACCCAAGGCAGAAUUGAUAAUGUCGGUGUCAUCACUGUAGUCCUCCUUUCCGUCAUGAUGACGGUCUUCUCGUUGGAGCGUGUGUCUACGCCCCUGUUGGCUGUUGGCAAGGCAUCUGUCGCGGCCUGUGAGUUUUGGACUGUAAUUGAUGCCCCCCAGCCUAACAACGGGCACCUCAAAGAUCCCGAGGUCUCUGCAACUCAGGAUAUUUUGUUUAACAAGGUGACAUUCGCGUAUCCUAGCCGGCCACAUGUCAAGAUCCUCGACAACUUGGAUCUGAACAUUGAGGCAGGGAAAAUCACUGCUAUUGUUGGGCCAUCUGGUAGUGGCAAGAGUACAAUUGUAGGGCUCAUUGAAAAAUGGUACAGUCUCCAAGGCCAGUAUGUUAUUGCCAAGGCGGUGGAGAAAAAGAAGGACAAGAAGAAAGCCGACGAUGACGAAGAAGUAUCUGAGCGAGUCGAGCCUGAGGAAACCGGACCUGCGGUUCCGCUCAGCGGUUCUGUCACCACCGGCGGUCAUUCUCUCGAUGACAUCGAGUCAAAAUGGUGGAGAUCGCAGAUUGGCCUUGUGCAACAGGAGCCUUUCUUGUUCAACGAUACCAUUUUCAAGAAUGUUGCUAACGGACUUGUGGGUUCACCAUGGGAAAAUGAGACCGAGGAGCGCAAGCGAGAGUUAGUCAAGGAGGCUUGUGUUGAGGCUUUUGCCGACGAGUUCAUUGACAAGCUCCCGGAGAGAUAUGAUACCUUGGUCGGCGAUUCUGGAAAUCGGCUAUCGGGCGGUCAGAAACAACGCAUUGCCAUCGCUCGAUCCAUCAUCAAGAAGCCCUCCAUACUAAUCCUCGACGAAGCAACCAGUGCGAUCGAUGUCCGUGGAGAGAAGAUUGUUCAGGCUGCCCUCGAUAAGGUGGCUCAAGGACGAACCACCAUCACCAUUGCUCAUCGUCUGUCCACGAUCAAGAAGGCCGAUAAGAUUAUUGUGCUAAAGAAGGGAAAGGUGGUCGAGACCGGAACUCACGAGACUCUCAUGAACAAUGAUGGUGGAGUGUAUCAUGGCCUUGUCCAAGCCCAAGCACUUUCUCUUGGGGAGCCGACCAGCACAAACAUUGACUCCGACCUCAGUUUGGACGAGGCUGACUCUCUGACUCGCGAGAAGAGCCAAGCGAAAUCAGAGCGUGAGAUUGGAAAAGGCAGCACAAAGAAGCCUGACGAGAAAAAGAGAAACCUCUUCAAGUCUUUCGGAUUGUUCUUCUAUGAAACAAGUUCACACUGGUAUCUGAUGUUUUUGGCAGUGGCUUUUGCUGCUGGAGCCGGCGCCGGUUUGCCAAUUCAGGCUUUCUUAUUUGCAUCUUCGAUCGAUUUGUUCAAAUACGCCGACAAUCCGCCCAAACUCAUGUCCGAAGCCGAAUUCUGGUCUCUGAUGUGGACUGUUCUCGCUAUCGGCGUGGGAAUCGUCUAUUUUGGUGGGUUCUUCUCGUCGACUAGCAUGGCUGGUGUCGUUCGCGCCAAAUACCAGAAGCAAUACUUUGAAACGAUUCUUUUCCAAAAGGCAUCCUUCUUUGACGAGGAAGAUCAUUCCCACGGUACCAUGACAUCUCGCACCAAGGAUGACCCCCAGAAAUUGGAGGAGCUGAUGGGAGUGAACAUGACCAUGGUAUACAUUGCCCUCUUCAGCAUCCUCGGAUCCGUUAUAAUUGCUCUCUGUUUCACAUGGAAGCUGGCCCUCGUUGCUAUCUGUGUCGUAUUACCCAUCACAGCGGCAGGUUCGUAUUUCCGUCUGCGAUACGAGCUUCAGUUCGAGAAGAUGAAUAAUGCAGUCUUUGCAGAGAGCUCCCAGUUUGCCUCUGAGUCUUUUGGCGCUUUCCGGACUGUCACAUCCUUGACUCUGGAGGACUCGAUUACUGAACGAUUUGAAAAGCUCUGCCAAGGCCAUGUUGUCACGGCUUACAAGAAGGCCCGCUGGGUCAGCAUCAUCUUCGGAUUUGCCGAUAGCUCCACCAUGGCUUGUCAAACACUCAUCUUUUACUACGGUGGCCGACUUUUGGCCAGAGGCGAACUUGAUGUGAUGGAUUUCUUCGUCUGUCUCAUGGCUAUCAUGAACGCUGGCGAGUCGUCCGGGCAGAGCUUGAGUUUUGGGCCUAAUGCUGCGCAAGUAACAGCCGCAUCUAAUCGCAUACUGGACGCCAGAGAGUCUCGGUUGCAUGAUCAAGUCGACGACAAGCCAGCUUUUGAGAAUGUCGAAGGUGGUAUGAAGAUCGAGCUGAAGGACGUUGGGUUCAAAUACCAAACUCGCGAGACACCAGUGUUUAAGAAUUUGAAUCUCACCAUAGAGAAGGGUCAAUUCGCUGCCUUGGUAGGCGCAUCCGGGUGCGGCAAGACGAGUAUUAUCUCCCUUUUGGAGAGAUUCUAUGACCUUGAUCACGGACAAAUUCUUUGCAAUGACAAGGACAUCUCCGAGCUGAACAUCUACUCUUACCGCAAGCACUUGUCGCUUGUAGCUCAAGAGGCCACUCUUUUCCAAGGAACCCUCAAAGAGAACAUCCUACUAGGAGUGGACCCAGAAUCCGUCUCGGAGGAGAAGCUACACGCAGCCUGCCGCGACGCCUCCAUCCACGACUUCAUCGUCUCCUUACCCGAAGGCUACAAUACCAACAUUGGCAGCCGGGGCGUGUCCCUCAGCGGCGGGCAGAAGCAGCGCAUCGCCAUCGCGCGCGCCCUCAUCCGAGAGCCCGAUAUUCUUCUGCUGGACGAGGCGACGAGCUCCCUGGACUCGGAGAGCGAGAAGCUCGUGCAGGCGGCGUUUGAACGCGCCGGAAAGGGCAGGACCAUGGUCGUCGUGGCUCACCGGCUGGCCACUGUGCAGAAUGCCGACGUCAUCUUUGUCUUGGGCGAGGGCAAGCUCCUGGAAAAGGGUUCUCACGUGGAGCUUCUGAAGAAGCAGGGCGUUUAUUAUCAGAUGUGCCAAAGCCAGGCUCUUGACCGGUAG